Messenger RNA from Equus quagga, 924 nucleotides. RefSeq names its product visual system homeobox 1-like. The record is from RefSeq and is a predicted model, not a curated record. Gene Ontology annotation, cellular component: nucleus. Lineage: Eukaryota; Metazoa; Chordata; Mammalia; Perissodactyla; Equidae. Gene Ontology annotation, molecular function: transcription cis-regulatory region binding; DNA-binding transcription factor activity, RNA polymerase II-specific. Bases 1 to 870 code for a protein of 289 amino acids. The transcript is spliced from 4 exons. Gene Ontology annotation, biological process: regulation of DNA-templated transcription.
AUGACGGGCCGGGACGCGCUUUCCGACGGGCGCUCCAGGAGCAGGGCGCUGGUGCCUGGUGGCUCCCCCACCGGUCCGCGCCCCCGAGGCUUCGCCAUCACUGACCUGCUGGGCCUGGAGGCUGACCUGCCGUCGCCUGCCGGCCCCGGGCCGGGAUCGGGCUGCGAGGGCCCGGCGGCCGCGCCCUGCCCGGGUCCAGGGCUCGGCGGCCCCUGCCUGGCGCGUGGGGCCCUCCCGCUGGGGCUCGGCCUCCUCUGCGGCUUCAGCGCGCGGCCGCCCGUGGCCGCUCGGGCGCCCUGCCUGCUCCUAGCCGAUGUGCCGUUCCUGCCGCCCGAGGGGCCGGAGCCUGCUGCCCCGCAAGCCCCGAGCCGCCCGCCUCCCGCGCUGGGCCGCCAGAAGCGCAGCGAGAGCGUCUCGACGUCCGAUGAGGACAGUCCGUCUGAAGACAGGAGUGAACUGAAGGCGUCCCACACCCCAAGCAGGAGGAAGAGGCGGCGGCACAGGACUGUUUUCACUGCCCACCAGCUGGAAGAGCUGGAGAAGGCAUUCAGCGAGGCCCACUACCCUGACGUGUAUGCCCGGGAAAUGCUUGCUGUGAAAACUGAGCUCCCUGAAGACCGAAUACAGGUCUGGUUUCAAAACCGGAGGGCCAAGUGGCGCAAACGGGAGAAGCGCUGGGGCGGCAGCAGCGUGAUGGCGGAGUACGGGCUCUAUGGGGCAAUGGUGCGACACUGCAUCCCGCUGCCUGACUCUGUCCUCAACUCCACUGACGGUGGCCUGGUUGGCUCCUGUGCACCCUGGCUCCUGGGUAAGGAAGAGGACCCUGCAGCAAGCAUGAGGGCCAGAGAAGUAGGGGGCGUACCUAUGUAGGGCACUCAUUUGUAAAGCAAAGCAAUGUAAAUUUACUCAGAUUCAGGCUCAGAA